UCUUUUACACUUCUUUGACGGUGCGACUCACCCCACACUGAAGGGGGGAAUGGAGGCCGAUGGAGUCGAUUAUGAAAAAGUUUUAGAAGUGCGUGUCUGUUUGACUGUGAGUUUGGGGAGCUGAGCGCUGACGCCGGCAGUCUGGGCCACUUGGCCAGCGCAAAGGAAAAAGGAAAACUGCUUCACUGCUGCGGAGAGUAGGAGAGGAGAGGACAGGAGUGGAGGGGGGGGAGAAUCGAAACUUUUGAAGCAAAAGAAUUUCCCGUUUAUUUUGAAACUACAAGGCAAAUAAGCUGGGAGGGGGUUAUCGUUUGAGUUCCCCACGUUAGUCGGCCGAACGUGUCGUGGAUGUGGCGUUUGGAGCCUGAUCUUUGUGGUCCCGAUUUCCUCAGCUUUCACGAAAAGAAUGUGUUUUUGUCUCCGAGGACUUCAGAUGGAGAGUAGGGCUGUUCAGUGAAUUUCUCCAUGAAUGUACGUCACAAUGAUGAUGACAGACCAGAUUCCACUGGACUUGGCUCCGCCCCCCCUCCUGAACGGGGAGGUCCCUCUCAUGCCUCACAUGGUUAACGGUGACGCAGCACAGCAGGUGAUCCUGGUGCAGGUGAACCCAGGGGAGACAUUCACCAUCCGGGCAGAGGACGGCUCACUGCAAUGCAUCCAGGGUCCUGCUGAGGUUCCCAUGAUGUCCCCAAAUGGGUCAAUCCCCCCCAUCCACGUACCCCCAGGAUACAUCUCACAGGUGCUGGAGGAUACCACAGGGGUGCGCCGGGUGGUGGUGACCCCCCAGUCUCCAGAGUGCUACCCUCCCUCCUACUCCCCGGCCCUCUCCCCCACACACCACCUGCCACCCUAUUUGGCUCACCCUCACUUCAUCCCCAACUCUCACUCUUUUUACCCACCUGUCAGUCCCGGGGAGCUGCCCCCCCACCAGUACUACCAGCACCAUCUUCCUCCCAUGUACGGCGAUCCAGAAAUCAUCCCAGUUUAUGGGAUGUCUAACUACAUAGGCAGGGAGGAGACAUACUGUAAGCCACAGCCCAAAAAGAUAAAGGAACAGAGACAACUAGAGCGACAGAACCGACUUAACUCCCCUCCCUCCACUCUGUAUAAGGGCAGCCUGGGGCCAGCACACAAUGGAUACAGCAACAAAUCACACGCCACGUCGCUCGGGUCAGCGGGGUCGGGGGGCGGAGUCAGCAGUCCAGGAGGGAAGAAGCCGGAGAGACGCCACCGCAGCAGUCCACGAAACAGCGAACCAGAGACACACACACAAGAUCAUGAUUCAGAGGGGAAACGUGUUCAAGACUUGCUGUCUACGAUCGACAAACCACAGGUGUCCAAUGUGCAGGCGCGGACUGCACGGCUGACCUGGGCCCCCCCGGCAGGGCUGGUGAACAGGCAUAGUAACGGGAUGCCUGUGUCCUGCUCCUUUGAGGUCUCUCUCUCAGAUAAGGGACGAGAUGGAAAGUACCGCCUUAUAUACAGUGGUGAAGAAUUGGAGUACCACCUGAAAGACCUACGGCCAGCAACAGACUACCACGUACGGGUGUCUGCGAUGUACAACUCGGUUCGAGGCUCGUGUUCAGAGGCCGGCUCGUUCACCACACACUGCAGCGUCCCCGACGUCCCGUUAUCCCCGAAACUCACCCACCGCACCAAGAGCACCCUCACCCUACAGUGGAAGCCCCCAGGCGACAACGGAUCCAAAAUCACAAACUACCUGCUCGAGUGGGAUGAGGGAAAGAAGAACAGUGUUUUCAGAGAAUGUUACUUUGGGAGCCAGAGACACUGUAAGCUGACGCGACUGUACCCCGCCUGUGGCUACACGUUCAGAGUGGCUGCUCACAAUGACAUUGGCACAAGUGGCUUCAGUGCAGAGGUGGUGUAUCACACCAUGGGCACCUUGCCUGCUCUGCCUCUGGCACCGCGGCUGGUCAGGGCAGGAGUGUCCUGGGUGACCCUGGAGUGGGGGCGUCCUGAGGGCAGCCCGAGUGAGGAGCAGCUCAAAUACACACUUGAGAUCCAGGAGGACAACAGCGGAACAGACUUUCAUCCAAAGUACACUGGAGAAAACUUGACCUGUACUGUACAAGGCCUGAAGAGGAGUACACAGUAUAAAUUCAGGCUCAUAGCGUCGAAUUCGGAGGGAAAAAGCAGUCCCAGUGAAGUGUUGGUGUGCACCACCAAUCCAGACAAACCAGGCCCUCCAUCUACACCCUGUGUCACCGCAGCAACGCCCUACGGGUUUACAGUCACAUGGGAUCCUCCCCAGGACAACGGUGGCUCGGAGGCUCUCACAUACCUGCUAGAGAUCUCAGAGGGAUGCUCUGAAGCGAGCCAGUGGGAGGUAGCGUACAGUGGUCCAGCAACAGAAUGUAUGUGUGAGCGACUGACACCUGGGACCUUCUACCACCUGCGGGUGUGUAGCAUUACCACGGGAGGACACAGCCCUUGCACUGUUAGUGUUCCGGUGCGUACAUUAAGCGUCCCGCCAGGGCCCUGCCAGCCGCCGAGGAUUGUGGGUAAAGCCAAACACAAGGAAGUGCAGUUAGAAUGGGACCCUCCUGUAACGGAGGGUGUUUGUGAGGAGUGUGUGUUCAGUCUGGAGAUGAGUGAAGGGGACACAAAGCCAGCAGAAGUCUACCAUGGGUCAGAGCUGCAGUGCACUGUUGGUAGUCUGCUGCCUGGUGCCACAUACAGCUUCCAACUGCGGGCUGCAAACGAGGCUGGGUUCGGCACAUACUCUGAGCCAACAGAGGUGACGACCGCAGCAGGUCCUCCUGGCCAGUGCGGGGCGCCAGUCAUCACUCUCACCAGUAACACCUGCGUGACACUCAACUGGGAGAGUCCUGAGGGUUCGGGUACAGACAUAUCUGAGUAUCGUUUGGAGUGGGCGAGGGAAGACGAACCCAUGGAGCUCAUCUACUGCGGAUCUGCCACACAGUGUGAACUGUCAGACCUGACGCCUGCCACAGAUUUCUGCUGCAGGCUACAGGCGGUGAAUCAGGCAGGCGCUGGUCCCUACAGCGAGCAGGUGAGUUUCCGGACCCCUGCGACGAAUCCCGACCAGGUCUCCUCCCUCACCCUCCUGGACCUUCUGAGUUACUCGGAGUCAAGUCACUCCCCGUCUACCUGCCUCCUCCUGAAGUGGGACGAGCCAAACAGCAACGGGUCGGAGAUCACCUCCUAUGUCAUCACCCUGGACCACCAAACCAUCACUGUGGAAUCGGGGACAAGUCACCUUAUCACGGACCUGCAGCCAGACAGUGAAUACAGUGUACAGAUCCAGGCAGUGAAUGCCAUCGGCUCCAGUCCCUUGAGUCCCCCCCUGCUGACGAGGACACGCCCCCUCCCUCCAGCCCCGCCCCCUCUCGAAUGCUCAGCGGCUGGCCCUCAGAGCCUGAAGCUGAAGUGGGGCGAGAAUGCCGGCAACACGCACACUCGCACCCUGCUUGCCGAAGACGUGAUCUACAUGUUACAGAUGGAGGACAAGAACCACAGGUUUGUGACGAUCUACCGCGGUCCCAGCCACACCUACAAAGUCCAGCGACUGAUUGAGUCCAGCAGCUACAGCUUCAGAAUACAAGCCAUCAGCGAUGCUGGAGAGGGUCCGUUCUCUGACACACACACCUUCAGCACCACCAAGUCUGUACCCCCUGCCCUCAAAGCUCCCAGAGUGCACCAGCUGGAGGGGAACACGUGUGAGAUCACAUGGGAGACAAUCCCACCAAUGAGGGGAGAUCCUGUGAGCUACGUGCUCCAGGUGCUGGUGGGACGCGAGUCAGAAUACAAACAGGUUUUUAAGGGAGAAGAGGCCGUGUUCCAGAUCUCCGGUCUGCAGGGCAACACAGACUAUCGUUUCCGCGUGGGCGCCUGCCGCCGCUGCCUGGAUUCGUGCCAGGAACUGUGUGGACCACUGAGCCCCUCCUCCUUGUUCGCGCUGCGUCGCCAGGAGACGGCAUUGUCGGGAGACUUGUGCGCCGUGGAAACAGGCAAAGGGGCGGGCCUGAUCUCCACCGACGAGCGCUUCGCCGCGCUCAUCGUGUGCGUGUUCGCAGGCCUCUCCAUCCUCAUCGCCUGCGUGCUGCAGUACUUCUUCAUGAAGUGAGGGAAUUUUACCUAAAGGAUAGAAAGAGAAAGCAAAAAAAAAUCACAGAGUCUAUGAAAGAAUCGAUGAAAUCAAAACAAACACUUGAUAUACUUCAAAGGCUAUGUAUGUUUUCUUUUUUUUUGUUUUUGUUUUUUUUUUAGUCAAAGUAUCGAUUCUGGCUUUCCUCACCUUGUUCCUGUUGUCUUCUGCCUUCACUCGGUGUGGUCUCAUUUCUCUCUAUGUCUCGGUUGUCUUUGUAUCAUUGUCUGUCUCAUUUGUUAAGGAUUUCUGUCGAGGGAAGCCUUGUCUUAGCUGUACCUCGCUUGGGAAAGAAAACUGAUAAUCAAGCCUUAAAAUAGCUGUGAGCAGAGCAGUUGCUCCUCAGACUGACUUGCAUGUUUUUAUUUUGUAUUUUUUUUAAAAAAAAACAACAACACAUAUCUAAACGAUUAGAGAACGUGUAUAUUUCUUGACGGUGAUUGCCUUACCUUUUUUUUUUUGUUUUUCAAUGUGUAAUUUUGUUUUUUUUAAUUUUUUUUGUGCUGCAGUCUUUAUUCAUUUCAGCCAUAUUCCAAUGUAGGCCUUCAAAGCUUUAGCAGUUCAUACCUUAUUACUCAGUUUGUUACUACUCUACUACAGGCUGUCGGUCAGUUCAUGCAAUCUGCACCUGCUCUCACACACAAGCAUACACUGGCAAAGACCCAGUGUACACACACACUCACACACACACACACCACAUGUUGAAAUUUAUGUACACAUACAUGCUUGUACAAUUACGUUCAUGCAAUCACAGUGAGAAACACACACAUUUCUUCCAAUCACAUAUCUGCUCAGCUUUUAACAUUCAAUCACUCACUCAUUCAGCUACCAAAGUGAUGCAAUUCAUGUGUGGUGUAAGAUGCUGCUAUCCUGUGAUUUUAUUAUAUCUAAGAAAGAAUGGAAAACCAGUAAUCUAAUAUAUAUAUACACACAAUGUGUAUAUAUAUAUAUAAAAUAACAAAUAUAUAUGAUGCUAUAGAAGUGAUGUAAUAUAAGUGAUGGCAAUGUAAGGUCUGAACUACAGUGUGAAAGGGGAGGAGUCAAUUCUUGGUGCUUACAAACAGCAGCUCUGAUGUCAGUUAAGCAGCGUGUGCAAACGCUUGAAGGAGCCCUUAAACACUGGUCUUGGAUCAGAAUAUGAACCCUUGUAGGUAUUCGAAUGUCGGGCAUAAACUGGCUUUAGAGUUAAGGAAGCCGGGCUGGGAUUGUCAUUGGCUACAUUUAUCAGGAAAUGGCUGGGCUGAUCAUUUGAUUGGCCCCCGGUCAGUCCUUCUAUAAUCUAACAUCUCAAGUACCGUUGCUUCAACCUGUUUAUUUGUAGCUUUAGUAGCAAUAUGCUCGUAGCGUCAAAGACCCGGAGGUGCUAACAGCCUGCCAGCUAGCCGCCCUUCUCAGAGCUGUGUGUGUUAACCAGGAAAGCCAUUAGGAGUUAGCUUCAGCUUUAUCCCCCACGUGACAUUUAACCAGCUCCCAGCCAGGGCAUUGCUGUAUUUUCUGAUUCCACCUAGUCUGUGAAUCGAUACAUUUGAAGACUCUUCAUCACUUUUCUCCUCUCCUGCCCAUAAUUAUCUGUCAUUACCUUUUGCUCUGGCUGCUCUUCUCCUGCUUUCGAUCCAUCCCAUCCUUCUGCCCAUGCACUAUUCUCUCUCUUUCUCUCCCUUUUUAUUCUCUCUCUCUCUCUCUCUCUCUCUCACACUCAGUCUCUCUCUAUUUAAAGGUGCUUUAUUGACAUGUAAUCAGAGCAGUUGCAAGUCUGUGGUCUCUCCUCAGACGGACAUGUUCUCUGGGGACUUGAACUAAUGUUCACUAACCAAACAAGCCUUCGACAGAACACAACUCAACCGAACAGGGCAUUCUGACACAAUGUAACAUCCGGCCUGACCUCCCGUCUAACUCCUGAACCCCACCCCCACCCUCCCGUUUUUAUCCCGAAAAACAAAGCCAAGGUACAUCCAGUACAUACCCUGAUCCAAAGAAGUCACCCUGACCUGCGUGAUUAAUGUGUGACAUGUCUACUUUCGUGUGGUGGUUCACGGGGGUAGAAGGAGUGAGAGGGAAUGGCGGGUAUGGAAGAGAGGUGGGGCAGUAGUUUAGCCCCACCUCUCAGCUCUGAUUGGCAGCCUGUAACGUACCUCAGGGAUAAGGCCUUACAGAGGGGAGAUCUAAUCCUGUCAUCCCCAUCGCUGUCAUUCUCGUCAUCAUAAUAGCCUCUGUUUCUCUCUGUCUUCCUCCCCCUCUUUUACCAUUUCCUUUCUUCUUUCUUUUUUUUGAUGCUGUAUCUUGUCUUCUGUCUAUGCUGUGCCUUGCUCCUGUAUGUCAGUAAGCAAAGUGGUUUACUAGCUCAAAAUACCUUUGCCAAAGUUGAUGGGAAAGUUAAGGUAGAGUUCUUUUCUAGGUUUUAUUUAUACUAUAUAUUUGCAUACAGUACUUUACAUGCCAAUUACAGUGCAAUCUUCAUUUAUUUAUUGUUUAAAGAUUAAGAGACAAGUGUAGUUAUAUACUAAUUUUUUUUCCUUGUAGCAUGUUUUUUUUUUUCUUUUUAAUUUUUUUUUUAAAAAUGGAUGUAUGUUAGAUUGUAUGAUUAAGGCCAGCAUUCCUUAUCUCAGUAACCCUUUAAGUAUUUCUCUUACAGCUGUUAGGAACCUGUAGCUCAUCAGUCCAUGCAUUGUAGUUAUCAUUGCCGUUUCAAACAUGUAACCAAAUGCCUUUGUGUUUUUUGUUUGGUUUUUUUUUUGUUUGUUUAUUUGUUUGUUUGUUUUUUCAUCUCCUGUUUCGGCCAUGCACAGCCGAGCAGUUCUUGUAAUGCUUAGAGAGACAUGUAGCAAAGCCAGGCCUUAGGGUCAAGUCAUCUGUAUCGGGAUAAAAGUUGCUGCCUUUGGCUCUUUUUUUCUGACUAGUGUUAUAAUGAAGCUUCUGAUAUCUUUUUACUGUUUUACUGCCAAAGUGCCGGCUUCUCGUAUCCACUAGAUGUUGCGUUCGCAGUCGUCUAAAGGGUUCUGUGAUGUUCUUCUGUAACGACGCAGCAUUACGAUUAUUAUUAUUGUUAUUAUUAUUCUCUCAAAAGGAAAAAAAAACAUUAACUUGAUCUGUGAUUAUGCUUCUUUUCAUAUUAUCUUUUAUUAUUUUGUUUUGUAAAGCAAAAAAUGUGCCAUUUUGAAAUGUGUAGCCCCCUUUUGGAGGAGAGUAACACAACCUGAUUUCACACAGAAAAUUAAAAGAAAAAAAAGGCAAAAACAAUCAUACGAUGAUUUCAGGCAGAUGAUGACAAUAAUAAUAUUGACGAUUCCUUGUUCAGGCUAGUGCUGGUAUAGCAGUAGUGAGUAUUUUGUAUCCAGUAUUUUGCUAAGAGAUGAUAUGCAGAGAUAUCUAUAGAGCUAUAGAAUGAGAUGGUAAUACAUUAUGACUAACAGAGUUGAAGCACUUUUUUUAUGCCGAGCAUUAGUCUUGAUGAGGUUAAUACGAGCGAGAGGAGACAUGAGGUCCUUGGCUCUGUUCCAAACACUACUGCCAACGCCUUCUGUUACAUACAUUGGCAUUAUUCUGUCGUUGGCGUCACUGUGACAUUGGCAUUGCUGGAGCGCGGUUCUGUGCUUCUCAAACGUGGCACCCUGCUCCCUACAGAACGCAGACUAAGGUAACAAAGGAAGCACAGCUCAUAGGGAGUAGGAUGCCUCUCUCAGACAUGCUUACGGUGUCUACCUAACCUGUUGCAUUGUAGUCGACGGGUGAUGUGUGAGGUGUCCUUUUGUUAAAUCCCUGGUGUUUUGUUGCCCACCCGCAGCCCCCUUUAUUCCCCUCUACUUUCAAGCCUUAAUGCCCCAGUGGGAGAGCAGAGGUUCACCUUGUGUUUGGCCGAGCUCAGGCCAGUCGUGUUAGUAUUGUAUAGUCUGAGGUUAACGGAGUGUUAACUAAAAGGCUGUGCGUUUGUGGGCAGGGUACUCCCUUUAUGUGCUUUGUUGUUGUUUUUUUCUAUUUCUUUUUUUUUUUUUUAGUUAUUCUUAAAAUGCUGGUGAUUUUCUGCCCUUCCCACCCAAACACCCACCCAUCCUGCAGGUCCUGCACAUUUGAUGGGUAUGUCAAGAAUGAGAGACGAUUUGUUUGCCCAGCAACCCCACGUCUGUGCCUUCUGAUGUUUGUUUCUUCUUUUAAUUUUUUUUGUUUUGUUUUAUUUUGUUUUUUACGUUUUACAGUAAGUAGAGAUUUUGACUGAGAAUUUGGCGAUUUGACAAACAUACAGAGACUCACAGGUAUUUAACUAUUUUUUAAGCGAGACAAAAAAAGAAACAUAUUUUUACCUCACGAUUUAAAAACAAACAUUCCAAUGUUGUCAUGGUCUACGAAUUGAAAAAAAGAAAAGAAAUUCAUGCAUUUCUUCUUGUAUUGUAAAUGUUAGACAAUUUCAUAUGCAUUAUAUAAAAGAAACUGCCAUAUCAAUUUUAAUGUAUAGAUUUUUGCAAAUACUACCCUAUGUAUGUAAGACGUAACUGUAUCGGUAGCGUAUAUAUAAUAUAUUUAUGCCCAAUAAAUGUUUUGACUUUUUUCUGA
Molecule: messenger RNA, 8674 nt
Organism: Scatophagus argus
Lineage: Eukaryota; Metazoa; Chordata; Actinopteri; Scatophagidae
Gene: fndc3ba
Product: fibronectin type III domain containing 3Ba
Exons: 27
Coding region: 470-4108 (1212 amino acids)
Molecular function (GO): protein binding
Source: RefSeq, a predicted model, not a curated record